Messenger RNA from Exophiala viscosa, 1502 nucleotides. RefSeq names its product mitochondrial homoisocitrate dehydrogenase. The transcript is spliced from 4 exons. Gene Ontology annotation, biological process: isocitrate metabolic process; L-lysine biosynthetic process; tricarboxylic acid cycle. Gene Ontology annotation, molecular function: homoisocitrate dehydrogenase activity; NAD binding; isocitrate dehydrogenase (NAD+) activity. Bases 1 to 1206 code for a protein of 401 amino acids. Lineage: Eukaryota; Fungi; Ascomycota; Eurotiomycetes; Chaetothyriales; Herpotrichiellaceae. The record is from RefSeq and is a predicted model, not a curated record. Gene Ontology annotation, cellular component: mitochondrion.
AUGCAAUUCGCACGCGCCGCUGUUCCUAACCCGACAGUGACAACGAUCAUGGCUAGUCGAACAUUGCGAAUAGGCCUCAUCCCGGGCGACGGCAUCGGCCGUGAAGUCAUACCUGCCGGUAAACGAAUCCUCGAGUCCCUACCUGCAUCGCUGGGCCUCAAAUUCUCCUUUGUGGACCUCGAUGCUGGCUAUGAGUGCUUUCAAAAGACCGGCACUGCGCUGCCAGACAAGACUGUAGAGACGCUGCAGAAAGAGUGUGAUGGAGCUUUAUUCGGAGCUGUAAGAUAUCCAGACUUCGCAGUCGAGCCAUACCGAGAGCACUUUACGAGACUGCAAGCUGACCCUUCUCUCUACAGCUCGCCAACCACCAAAGUCGCAGGGUACACCUCCCCAAUCGUCGCUUUGCGCAAGAAACUGUCCCUCUACGCGAACGUCCGCCCCUGCAAGACGACGGCAUCCCCCGCCUUCAAAUCCCCCACACCGCACCCGAUCGACCUGGUCAUCGUCCGCGAAAACACCGAAGACCUGUACGUCAAGGAAGAGAAGACCUACCCUGACCCGUCGGGUGAAGGCCAAAUCGCCGAAGCCAUCAAGCGCAUCUCAUCCAAAGCGAGCUGGCGCAUCGCCAACAUCGCAGGUGAAAUUGCUCUACGUAGGCAAAAGAUGCGCGAGUCCUCAAAUUCGAAGAAAGGAAUGGUCACCAUCACACACAAAUCCAAUGUGCUCUCGCAGACGGACGGCUUGUUUCGAUCCACUGCCAGAGAAGCCCUGGCGCAACCGCAGUUCAAGUCGAUCGCUAUUGAAGAGCAGAUCGUGGAUAGCAUGGUAUACAAGCUGUUCCUGCAGCCGCAGUACUACGAUGUGAUCGUCGCGCCGAAUUUGUACGGCGACUUGCUGAGUGAUGGUGCUGCCGCUCUGGUCGGCAGUCUGGGUUUGGUCCCAUCCGCAAACGUCGGCGAGGGUAUCGUCAUCGGCGAGCCGUGUCAUGGGUCCGCGCCGGAUAUUGAGGGCAAGGGUAUUGCGAACCCGAUUGCCACGAUCCGCAGUGUCGGCGUCAUGCUUGAGUUCUUGGACCUGCCUGAGGCGGCGAAUGUCGUUUACGAGGCUGUCGAUAAGAAUCUGGGCGAGGGCAAGUUCGUCAGUCCUGAUCUGGGUGGAAAGGCGUCGACGGAGGAGGUUCUCAAUGAUAUUCUGAAAAAUUUGUAGGCCAACCCUUCGAAUGCUUCAUAACAGUAGAAUCGAGGAAAAGUUGAGGAGUCAGCAUUUUCUCGAGAUACCCUGCAAAGGAGUAUCUAUUCAAAAGUCAUGUGUACCUAUGAUGUGGUUGUUUGCUAGAGAUCAUUUUGCUAGAGAUCAUUUUGCUAGCUAUUCUGUUCCAAUGCAAUUUUGGUCUUUUUGACACCUACAAUAUUGUCCAGCCCAUACCAUACUGUAGAUGAGGCUAAAGCAUCCAAACGCCAUUCCCAUGCCAGUCCGUGUCCAGUGCCGCUCACAAAUGAAAC